AUGGCUGAAAGCGCGGACGUUGACCUCUACGAUACGUUUGCGCAACUCCCUGACGAACGCAUCAGCCAAGAACUGUUAGAAUGGUUCAAGAAAAGCAACGAAGUCAAAAUCUUUAUCACCGGGAAGACUGGGGUCGGCAAGUCCACCCUAGUCAACGGCCUCGUGGGGAAGCAAGUGGCUAAAGAAGGGGAUAGUCUAGACCCAGAAACAUCCAUAGUAAAGGAUUAUAAAUGUAAACACCGUUCAGUCUAUGUGACCGUGUGGGAUUCGCCCGGCUUGCAAGACGGCACUAACAAGGAAGGCAAAUAUUUGGAGGACAUGAAGAAGAAAUGUUCCGAUGUGGAUCUAAGCAUCUACUGCGUGGACUUCAAGGAAACACGCUUCUUCCCGAAUUGUCCAGAUAUUCUCGCGAUGAAGAAACUCACAAAAUUGUUUGGGGAAAAAAUGUGGGAGAAUGCAAUGUUUGUGCUCACGUUUGCAAACCUUGCCGAAGAUUUGGACUCAAAGAUACUCGAGGCAGACGAAGACGAAGAGAAAGCAAGGUUAUUCCAAAAUAAAGUGGAGCUAUGGAAGAGGGCGCUAGCUGACGCUCUCAUUGCAGAUGUUGGUGUGGAUAAAGAAGUUGCCGAACGCAUCGAAGUCGUUCCAGCGGGCCACGAGAGCAUACCAGCACUUCUAGACCGCCCUCAUUGGCUCAGCCCCAUUUGGUUUGCUGCUCUUUACGCCAUGCAUCCUCGCGCUCAGCCUGCUAUGCUAAAACUCAACCGCCACCGCAUCGUUGACAAUCCAAAACAAAUCCGUGAUGAGGACCUCAAGAAAUUUAUCGACCAACAGCCACUGAUUUUCUCUCAACGCGGAGCUUUAAUUGGUGAAAAGUACGGGGAAAGUGAGUUGGGGCAGGCCAUUGGGUGCACCAUGGGGAGUCAUGCCUCCGUCGAUUUGAAAGUAGCUCUCCAGAUAAGGAAUACAGUCACUGAGCUUGCCAAACGUUAUGGCCAGGCCUUCAUCGACAUGAUCAGAGACAUAUUUUCCUGA
Geodia barretti is the source of this 1035-nucleotide messenger RNA. The record is from the annotation of a GenBank genome assembly. NCBI's taxonomy places the organism in Eukaryota, Metazoa, Porifera, Demospongiae, Tetractinellida, Geodiidae.